AUGUGGCUUACCUUAAGAGAAAAUUAUCUGCUUCAUGAAGCCACUGCUUCUGAAAAGGUCACUUAUGAAGACUUUUCCCAAAUUGCUUCUCUAUGUACAGAAAAAAUGGCUGAAAGAAAUGGAGGCUUAUAUCAGAGCUGCAUUUGUGAUUCCAGUAGGCGAGGUCCUUACAUUAACUGGUUUUCACUAGCAUCUGCACAACGAAUAUGUGAUACGUUUCUUGACCUUGAUAAAGAUGGAAAUAGCACGUUAGACCAAGAGGAGCUUCAAGGAUAUUCAAAUGGGACGUUGACAAUAUUUUUAUUGAGAGAGGUUAGAAUGGAGAAAUUAGGAGAUAGAAUUGCAUCGUUUCAACAGAUAUGGGAACCAUUAGGAUAUCAUGACUGCAAAAUGCCCAGAGGCCAAAAGGAAGAACAAAAACAGAGAUGUAAAUAGACAAGAGUCAAAACCAUACAUAGUCAUUCGAUUUCUUUCUUUAUUCCACUACCCUUUCCAUUUUGUUAAAGCCACCACUUCCACUAAAAAAAAUUCAAAAUGACCAAAAUACCCCUACCUUAAACCUAAAAAACACUGAUACUUUGUUAGGUGAUGACUAAAAGGACAAAUGUCGUUGGAAUGAAGCACUUUUGUGGGAGACGGUUCAAUGCUUACAAGGACUACAGGGGAUUUAGGAGGCCAUAUGUAUCUCCUUAUUUAUGUUCCCUGUAUGGAUGCGAGCUAGCUUCUCAUAUUUCACUUCAACAAACAACAACCUACUUUAACGUCCUGCAGGUGCUUAUCGCCUACCUCUGUGAGGUAGGAGAUUUCAUGGAAGCAGUCCAAACCAGAAUUGAAGAAGGAUUUGCCGCAGAAGACAAAACAGAGUACACUAACGUGAGUUAUGAAAUUCUGAAAAACAUACUUGAAGAGGCCAAAGUUGAGGACCUCUCCAUGCAAGACAAUAUCUCCUUUAUGCUUGAAUCAAUCCACAAAAGGAUUGGAAAAUACAAACAUGUAAUGAAGGAGGCGUCGGAUAAGUAGAAGCUAACACUAGACCUACUUUCUAUCAAUGUUUUUAUCCGGUAGGUUUAAACGAAUGUAAUGAACUCCGUCUUCACAUCAAAUAAACAAGACUUCACGUCACUUUCUGCAUACUCCC
This is a messenger RNA of Lactuca virosa, 1138 nucleotides long. NCBI's taxonomy places the organism in Eukaryota, Viridiplantae, Streptophyta, Magnoliopsida, Asterales, Asteraceae. The record is from the annotation of a GenBank genome assembly.